Brachypodium distachyon (stiff brome) is the source of this 2727-nucleotide messenger RNA. RefSeq names its product serine/threonine-protein kinase PRP4 homolog. Bases 179 to 2113 code for a protein of 644 amino acids. Gene Ontology annotation, cellular component: precatalytic spliceosome; U1 snRNP; U2-type prespliceosome. Gene Ontology annotation, molecular function: mRNA binding; U1 snRNA binding. The record is from RefSeq and is a predicted model, not a curated record. Gene Ontology annotation, biological process: mRNA splicing, via spliceosome. NCBI's taxonomy places the organism in Eukaryota, Viridiplantae, Streptophyta, Magnoliopsida, Poales, Poaceae. The transcript has 4 exons.
CCGUUUCGUACGGCCUCCCAAAAAUCUCAAUCCAUUUCUUCUUCCGUUCUCUCUCCCCAAGGGUGGAGGAGGAGGGAGAGAGCGACCGAGAGAGGAGAAUCCCUCUAAGUGAAAUUUGACGAAGCAAAGGGAAGGAUUUCGUCAGGAGGGGAGGCUGGCUCCGUGGCGUCGUUCCUAGAUGGACUACAUAUCUCCUGAGAGAAAUCUGGAUGGAACUUGUGGAGACCCUGGGUCUUUAUUUGCGGAUCAAGACGGUAGCUUGUUGGAACACCUGGAUUAUCAUGGUGAUGGAAGUACACAACAUGAUUCGCCGCCGCUGAAUGAUGAACUUCUAGUUGAUCAAGCUGAUCAAAUUUCAUAUUUGGCUGCAAAUUCUAUACCUUAUAUGAAUGAUCAGGUCUCGUGCAAUACAAUGAAAUCUGCUUCAACUAGUCCACCAUCUCCCCUGAAGCAAGAUAAAGAGUAUAAGGUGCAUAUGGAAUCUGAUAUGCAAAACAAUGCAGCUGAACAAAAUGUUCAUCGUAAUGACCCUGAAGCACAUACCACUUCUCCAGGUUAUGCUGUACAACAUAAAACAGAUGUGGUUGAUGCUGUGUUGCCUCCAGAGCUUCAUGAAAGCAGUGGUAAUGAUACAUCAGAUUUUCAACAAGAAGCUACACAUUCUGAUGCCUAUCUUGGUGACUCCAUGUUAACUCAAAAUAGCAGCAGGGAUUACCAACUUAACAAUAGUGGUGAUGAUGAUGACGAAAUUCCGAACUCUUCUGCACUUCAGAUGGAGAAUGUGGACAUCAGGAAGUUACACAAGACUUUCCACAAUGAAGUGAAUGGGACAGAGGAUAAUCAAAUGAAUGGUGGGAAUUCUAACUCUCAUGAUGAACGUGACAGUGAGAACCUCAACUCUGUGACCGCACCUUCCUAUUUGGACGGGAUGGAGCAGGAAGAACAUGGCGGCGAAAAUGGCAUAUCUACACCAGGCAAUCAGUGGGAUUCUCCUUGUGAAAGGUCUGCGGAACUGGAAAAAGACACUCCAUCACCAGACAGGAGGGUCUCGCUUUCAGUUGAAAGGUCUCCUCACACUCAUUCAUCUGAGAAACUGGACUCACUAAAUGCUGCAAAAGAGGAUGAAAAAUUAGCUCACUCUCGAAGCCCACCAGCAAGACGUCAGCCUCGAUCUCCUGAAAAGCAUGACACACACCGUAGAAGAGCUUCAUCACGUGAUUUGUCUCCGCAUGCACGAGAGAACUCUCCAGAAAGGAAAGCAAGAAAGGAUUCUCGUCAUGGAGUGGGGUCACCGCGGCGAAGAUCUGCAUCCCCUAGAAGAAGAGGUGGGACACCACGGCGAAGAUCUGCAUCCCCUAGAAGAAGAGAUGGGUCACCACGGCGGAGAUCUACAUCCCCUAAAAGAAGAGAUAGGUCACCUCGGCGAAGAUCUCCAUCCCCUAAAAAAAGAGAUAGGUCACCACGACGAAGAUCUCCAUCCCCUAAAAGGAGAUCCUCGCCCAAGAGGAGGGGUUCACCAAGGAGGAAAGAUUCCCCACCAAGGAAGAGGGAUUCCUCUCCAAGAAGGAGAGACUCAUCACCAAAGCGGAGGGACUCAUCACCAAGGAGGAGGGACUCCCCAACAAGGAAGAGGGACAGGUCAAAAUCAAGGUCACCUUCAAGGAAAACUGAUACCUCUAGACAUAGAAGGGAACAUGUUAGAUCUCGAUCAAGGUCUCCCCACUCCAGGGAUCACCAUAAAAGAUCUCCAAGAAGAAGGCAUUCACCAAGGCACAGGUCACCUCCAGCAAGCCAUCGCCAGCAUUCUCCUAGACGACCUUGGUCACCACCUGCCAACAGGAAGACUGGAUUGGGUAAGCCUGGGCGGAAUCUGUUUGUUGCAGGUUUUAGCUAUGCUACCACAGAGCGAGAUUUGGAGAAGAAAUUCGCUAAGUAUGGACGUGUAACAAGUGUACGUGUUGUCCGAGAUAAAAGAACUGGAGACUCUCGAGGCUUUGGAUUUUUAUGCUUGGAGAAGGAUGAGGAUGCCGAUGCAGCAAUCCAAGCUUGCGAUGAGACUGAGUGGAAUGGUAGGAUCAUUCUUGUGGAGAAGUCAAAGGCACCUUCAUGGUGAAUCUUACAUCCUAGAGCUCUGCACACCAUGCUCUAGGGGGGGACAGCACCACAUCAGUUUGCACAGCUUUUACCGUACCAAAAGAUAUCUAUCGACAAUAUAACAUAAAUUAUCAUUACAUAUGGAAAAGUUUACUUGAACCCAGCUCUUGAUGCUGUAUUAGGAGUAAGUAAUAAUGCACUUCCUGUGGCUACCUUGCUGACUAUUAUAAAGAAUAAGAUGAUAUGUCAAAACUUAGCUUGUUUCAGGGUCCUGCUGCGGAUAAGAGGAAAUUAUCGGUACACUGUAAUAUCUGCAACCUCUACAGAUACAUGAUAUUCAUGAGUUGUUCAUCCUCUUCUUCCCCAUCACGGCAUGGUGAUCGAGUGUUCCAGCAGUUCAUGGUGAUACAUGGUUGAAAUUCAGACUUCUGAGGCCGUGAUAGUCAUUAAGUUAGCCAAUAAUUUACAUCUAGGUUUAUACAUCUGUGUACUUUGUCUUUUGGAUUGUUGGUACUCUGCUGGAUAUGGCCGUCACAGUGAGACAACUCCUGAUCGUUCAUCUCGCAUUUCUGUUAGUCAUGUCUUCCUAAACUCAGAAGUAUCUAUACACAAUUUAUUUGAGCUUUCACGCCA